CUUUGCUCCGUCCCAUUCAUUGAUCGAAAUGGCUCCUGUUCGUACUCAGCCUUCGCUCAACCCCACCGUUGAAGACGUAAACGAGGAUAUGGGACACGGCGCAGAUCCGGGGGAUCCUGGUGGAAAUGGCAAGCAGCUCUCAUGGCCAGAGAUUUUCGCUCGUCAUGAGUCAGUUCUCUCGUCACACCUCGAUAUGCUGUGCUCUGUAAAAGGCAACGUUACAUCGGACGCGGACAUGUUUCGAAUGGUCACGACGAUGGCUGAGAAAACAAAUAAACUCAUGACACAAUUCAAAGUCAUGAAGUCGCAACUUCAAAAACCAAAACAUAAUGCAUUCACCUUAGCCCAGGAUAAAACUACAUCAUUUUCUUCUGACACACCUUUGUCGACUUCAACAUCAUCACAUGAUGCGUCUUCCCGCUCAAGUCACUCGAAAGAAAGAAAAAAGCGGCCUGGGAAAGAUGAAUCGAACACUGUUAAUGAUGACGACUUCCCCGCCGAGAUGCUACGCUCGCAAAAGCGUAAAAGGGUUGAUGUGACCUUACCGGGUAAUGACGAGAAUGUGAGAAAUGUGACUCCCGUCUCAAUGGAGACGGAGGAUAUCUCUGAAGAAGUACAGCGACGAUUGAAAAUAAAGGAAGAAAAGCGAAAGAAACGAAAUGCGAAGCCAGAAAAGAGGAAACGAGAUAGCCUUGCCUCGAAUGGAAGCACCUCUUCUCCCGGGGCCACCUCCAAGCCUAGAAAGAAAGCGAAGAUUGCCAUCGUGGGUGCCCGUGAUGAGGAAGCAACCUCGGGGGCGACAGGCAAUGGUGGUAACAGGAUACGUCGCUUCGACGGCAUCUCGAACCCUGAUUCCAUUGCGACAGCUCUUCAAGGAUCGAAGAGACAGAAGCAAUAACC
Messenger RNA from Aspergillus steynii IBT 23096, 900 nucleotides. RefSeq lists its product as uncharacterized. Lineage: Eukaryota; Fungi; Ascomycota; Eurotiomycetes; Eurotiales; Aspergillaceae. The transcript is spliced from 4 exons. Bases 29 to 898 code for a protein of 289 amino acids. The record is from RefSeq and is a predicted model, not a curated record.